GUAGAAACAAAAAAAUGAAACCUAAUGCUGAAAAUAAUGGAACUCUGAUGAAUGUGAUAUAUAUUUUAUUGAUCUUUUCUGGGAGGGGAAUAUGAGUAUAUGUGUACAAACUUAUGUAUGUUUUAAUUUUCAAUCUCAGGUUCCGAUGGACCAAAUAAAUUUUUUUAAAUUAAAUCAACAUUUGUCUAUAUUACGGACAUAAUGGGGUUUUUUCAGCACACAAAUUUUAAUACUAUAGUAGUUAGCAGAGAUGGAACCAAGGCAUUAUUUUAUAUAUCACAAGUCUUCACACCCAAGUCCUAAACUUUCAGUUUUGAGUCCUCAUAAUGCUUCAGAAGUGUCAUUUUAACAAUGGUGAUAAAUGAUGACAUUUUCAAGCUUUUUAAAUAAUAGACUUCAUUUUUUGGAUUUGGGAAAGGUAACAAGUAUUUUAAAGUCAAAAGGCUCAAGUCCAAGUGAAGUCAUAAGUCAGUGGUGUUUAAGUCCAGCUUGAGUUGUGAUUUUAUUUUGUCAAAUCGAGUCUAAAGACUUAAAAUGUGUAAGUCAAGUCUGACUUGAGUCAAAGUCAUGUUUGGUAGAAAGUAAAAGGCUUUCUCAGGCCACCUGGUAGAAUCAUGAGAGAGCAGAUAUCGGUUGAGAUUCUUUUUCCAGUUCAGGCUUUUGUUUUCGAGGAAUAAGAGGAAAUCAAAGCUUUCAAGCUGCAAAUAUUUAAGAGAAAAAAACAGUCUGAUGAAAGGAUGAUGUAUUUACAUAUCAGAAAUGUUUUCCACUUACAUGUACACUUGUUUACCACACUAUUAUUGAUUCCACACAUCCACUCUGUGAUGUGUUUGCUAUCGUCGGUUCCUCUGUGCUCUUCAUUUCCUGCCCUGUGAUGUGUCUCUUCUCAUCUCUGAACUCUCUCCUCUCAGAAGACUGAGUGCAUCUUUCGCAGGAUGUUUCGAGUGGAAUACAUCUCUCUGGUAUCUUGUGUUAAUGUGCUGUUUGAGUCUCUUCUCCCAAACAGCCCCAAACUUCUCCCUUUCCACUCCUCUCUUCUUUUGCCCCCAUCUCUCUCUUAGGCAAAGCCAUCCAACUCCCUCUCCCUCUCAGCAGCCACCCCUCCCUCCCUCCCUCCUUCCUGACCUCAGAUGCCAGGAGCACUUGAUAGUCCCCAACCCGCCCCAAGCUAUUUCCCCAAAUUUGGCUCUGUGGUGGAGAGUUUAUCUGGCCCCGGCAGAGCCACAGAAACACCGUGAAGCCUCCAUGAGGUUGUGACAUUCAGCACAAGGAGCCAUCAGUCCUUUACUUCCACCAAGAAAACUCACCUGGAAGUCACUCAUCUGAAACCAAAGUUGGAAAUUAAAGGCCAGAACAUGGCAUCCCAGAUCCCCGCACUCCAACAGCCGGACGCUCCAAGGACUGACAGUGUCUUUUCUGUCCUGUCCGGCUUUUACUCUCUGGACUCUGGUGUUCCUGGGCUCUCUCAGGUCAUUCUCAACAAGCUCAACAUGAAGGACUACGGAGAAUACAGGGCUGCUGUUGAGGGAAAGGUUAAAGGAGUCUCGUUCCGCAACUACAAGGAGAUGUUCAAGAAGAUGGAGGAGACCUUCGAGUUCUGCGCCAGCUGCCACAAACUCCCAGCUAAUCUCACCGAGGGUCAGACCCUGAAGCGUUGUGUGAAGUGCUUGAAUGUGUACUACUGCACCAAGGAUUGUCAGAGAAAGGACUGGCCUCAGCAUAAAAAGGUCUGCAAGAAGCUGCGCCUAGUGGCCAUUGACAGACUAGUGGAGUGGCUGAUGUUCACUGGAGACCUCCCAUUCCCCACUGAGAAAUGGUCCAAGUCAGCUGCUGAGGUGAAGAAUUGGGAUGACUGGCUUCCCAUGCAAGGAGACCUCACACCAAGUCUUGACGCAAUUUUAACUGGUGCCAACAUGACAACCCUUUGGAAGAACGCCAGCAGGCAGAGGCCAGAUGACUCUGACCUGCAACAAUCUUUAUGGCGGAUUCAGAGCGAGUUCCUCUCUCGAGUUCUCACAGUUGGGAUGGCCGUGCAACACUUUGGCCUCAACCCGCAUGCUAAACCUCUCACUAUUCACUUAGCGGGGGCAUCACAUAAUGAGACAAUGGGAGCCAGACUGACAGACUAUGACGAGCUGAACAAAAUGUUCCCUGGACACCAGGGCAUAGAGGUAGUCAUGGUGGGACCAGAGGUGGUGGACGGACCCAUCAUGAGGCCUCCUCUCAAGGCGUUCGGCCCCAGGCAGAGGGUCUUCAUCAGUGCCUACAAGGGCCUGUAUCACCAGUUCUGGGAGGAGCUGGUGGAGCAAGAGGAAGCAGCCAAGCCAGAUUUGGUGGUUGGAUUUCAUCCUGGUUUCCAUGCUAACCAGGGUCUGGUAGAGGGUUGGCUGCCCACACUUCUGCUGCUCAGAGAUUAUAACAUCCCUUCCUUCUUCACUAUGUACAGCGAGAUGGAGCUCAAGUGCUCACUUCAGAUCCUGUUGGAGUUGGAGAUGCACAUCAGGGACAGCGGAGCCAAUCCGUUCACCUCACAGAAACCAGAGCAGGUCCAGUCGUGCCCCAACAAAACCCCGGUCUACUGCAACUCUCAUUACAUCUGUUUCCAGGGACUGCAGCCUCAAGCAGAGGACUUUGGGUCAGACAAUUAAGACCCCAUUAUGUGGAAAAUCAAAGCCUGUUUGGGGUGCCACAAGUCCUCCCCUUUAAAGAAAUGGUUUUCAAAUUAGGAUUUUGGGAUUUUCCUGGGGUCUUUGGGUGCCUUUCUGCAGCUCGUUAGAGGUGGACAUUGCUCAGCUGUGCUGCCACAGAACAUUAAAUGAGAAAAACACACUCUCACUGCAGCAAUCGUGCACAAAACACACUGAAAAAAUUAUUAAUUCAUGAGACAGAUAACAGAAAUCACACAAAGCUCAUUAUGGAGGAUGAUGGCACCCAGGGGCACCAGCGGGGCACAAAGGUUUGUACGCUGUCGGUGCCCCGAGGUGGCAUGUUAGUUGCAUAUAAAGGGUCAAGGAUGUACAUAUGUAAUGAGUUCAGACAUUAUUUGACGGUUCUGUGUAAUUCGUUCUGUGGCUAGACGUAUUCCCAAAUCUCACAAUAGCUGCAUGAAAUCAGCUCAUAUGCAUACUAAUGUAACACAUGAUCUAAGAUGACACCUAAAUAAAUGAUACAGUGCUGCAGUG
This is a messenger RNA of Plectropomus leopardus (leopard coralgrouper), 3182 nucleotides long. RefSeq names its product putative protein MSS51 homolog, mitochondrial. Lineage: Eukaryota; Metazoa; Chordata; Actinopteri; Perciformes; Serranidae. The record is from RefSeq and is a predicted model, not a curated record.